Messenger RNA from Oncorhynchus mykiss (rainbow trout), 3106 nucleotides. RefSeq names its product sterile alpha motif domain-containing protein 1. Gene Ontology annotation, cellular component: nucleus. Gene Ontology annotation, biological process: negative regulation of DNA-templated transcription. The record is from RefSeq and is a predicted model, not a curated record. Gene Ontology annotation, molecular function: histone binding; DNA binding; chromatin binding. NCBI's taxonomy places the organism in Eukaryota, Metazoa, Chordata, Actinopteri, Salmoniformes, Salmonidae.
GCUUGAUUCUAUCUCCAGUGGGUCACCUUAAAAGCGCACAACAACGCAAGCGUACAGCGAGGUUUCAAUUUUUUUCUCUAAAGCCGGACUCGGGCCGCGGAUCGCAACAAGGUUGACGCACUGAGGCAAAAACGAACGAACGACCCCAACCAGGAGAAUGUCUGAACCCAUGUACCGCGAUUGGAUUUUGGACACUAUUGACUCACUGCGGUCGCGAAAAGCCAGACCAGACCUUGAAAGAAUUUGUCGAAUGGUCCGGAGACGACAUGGAUCAGCGCCAGAACAAACCAGCGAGGAACUCGAGAAACUGAUCCAAGAGCAAACAGUCUUGAAAGUUAACUAUAAGGGCUCGAUUUCCUAUCGAAAUGCUGCCAAAGUAGUCAGAAGAAGCAGGAAAAAGGAUGAUCACACGACCAAAAGAACUGCCGUGGAAGAAGCUAACCACUCUGAUUUGAGCAACGGAGACAGCGCGCUCGGUCCCCUUGACCAGGAUGAGACCGAGCAUUUGGAGAAUGAGCUGCCAGUGUCAAUGGAGACAGACAGCACCAUGGAAGAGGAGGAAGAACAGGAGGGGGCUGAUGAAGAUGGCCAUGAGGGCUCCUCUCCCUCUCCUGGGGGUGAGGAUGCUGUGCAGGGGAGGUCUGGUGCUGCCCCCCCCUACUCUGCCCCCUGCUCCCCCAGCGGCUCUCGCCCUGGCCACAGCCCUGUGUCUGACCGCCCCUCUACCUGCAAGACCAGUAAGAGGUCCAGCCCUCUGUCACCCUCUAGUCCCCUGGCCCUCAGGCAGAAUGACUGUGUGUGUGACUCUGCCUUCUGCCCUGCUGACCAUGGACCCCCAGGGAUGCAGAGAAACACAGGAACUGGGGCUUUAAAGACGAUAGUACAGCCAUCGGGGACCUGUCCCUGGGUUCAGAAGAGCUUGGUGAAGAGAGAGAGAGAGGAUGGGGUGAGGAUGGAGGAGAGUGGCCUCACUUCUGACCAACUGGUUCCUGACUGUGUGGAUGAGACCAUGAAGGGUUCUGACAGACAGCCUAAGACGUUGUCUUUUCCCUCUGACGACUGUGCUAAAUACAAGAAGGGGAUGGACGUGGCCUCUUACGUGAUGUCUCAAGACGAUGUCAAGAACGAUGUGAAAAACAGAGAAAUCUCUGUGAAGAAGGAGACGCAGAGGCAGAACCUAUUGCUGUGGAGCGUGGCGGACGUGGCCACCUACAUCUCUGCUGCAGGCUUUCCAGAGCAGGCUGUAGCUUUCAGAACACAGGAAAUUGAUGGAAAGUCCUUGCUCCUGAUGCAGCGCAGUGACGUGUUAACUGGCCUUUCCAUCAGACUUGGGCCCGCCCUAAAGAUCUACGAGCGCCACGUGAAGAUGCUGCAGAGGACCCACUUCCUGGAUGAGGAGGAUGAUCUCUGACCAUGGUUGGGGGGAACAGAACAACACACUCCUCUGAGGAGCAGAUGUAUUCAUACAGUAUACACACAUACUGUGUUCACUGGAUCUCUAGAACCUUCUGUAACCAUUCAAGGAGGUGUGGGGAAAAGGACACCGUGGUCAUGACUUGGGCCUUGACAGUGAUUAUCAACAUGUGUACGUGGGCUUCCAUUCCACCUCUCUGUGGUACUGCUGUCACCUGACCCAUUCUGGUGGUAUUGCUUUUAUAGGACCCCUCUCUAAACUCAUAUAGGAAUGUUAGGAUCCUGCCUAAUGACGCUAUAGAAGUCAAGUGGAGGUCUGCCUAUUCUGUAAGGGGAGGUCUGCCUGUUCUCUAAGGGGAGGUCUGCCUGUUCUCUAAGGGGAGGUCUGCCUGUUCUCUAAGGGGAGGUCUGCCUGUUCUCUAAGGGGAGGUCUGCCUGUUCUCUAAGGGGAGGUCUGCCUGUUCUCUAAGGGGAGGUCUGCCUGUUCUCUAAGGGGAGGUCUGCCUGUUCUCUAAGGGGAGGUCUGCCUGUUCUCUAAGGGGAGGUCUGCCUGUUCUCUAAGGGGAGGUCUGCCUGUUCUCUAAGGGGAGGUCUGCCUGUUCUGUAAGGGGUGGGUCAGUGAGUGCAGCCAGUGAGAGACUUUCUCUGGAUUCCUCAGACUCUACACUUGGCUACCACUGGAGCCUCCUUUAAAAGACUGGUUUCUGUGCUCCCUGAGUCAGUUCCACAAGAAAAUAAUAACAUGUAUACUUGGAAUAUCUGUUCCAGCAAAUAUGGUUCUAGCAUUUCUUCAAUGUUUACUCAGACAGUAUUUUUUUAAAGACAUGUCAUAUGGUACCCUCCAUUUAUCUAGAAACUUAACGUUGUUUUUCUUUUAUGAUGACAAUGUGAACUGAUUUAAUUUGAGAAUGUACAGUAUGAAUUUGUUGAUUCAUCAAAGGUCAGUGAUGUUGUCAAUCUCUCAUUAUACCAGGAAAUGGAGCUUAGUCUCCAGAUGUUCUCAUGGCUGCACCAGUACUGACCUAGGUUUUAUUAUUGUUAUCUGUUUCACUAACAUUUAGAAAUAGCAAUAUGUCGUACCUGCUAAACUAAGGCAACAUAAUAGGUUCUUUGUAUGGUUGCCUUCUGCAUUCCUCUUCCCUUAAUUUAUGUUCACGUAAUUUCUAAACAUUUUAGAUUAAUCUAAUUUCAUCUACUGUGGAUGAAGCUAGAUUUCAUCUACAAAAUUAAAACAGUUUGAAGCAGAAUUCUAGUUGAAAUGGGCUGGCAGACCAGAACCAACGUAGCUCAAGGCCCCAAUGUUUCUUCCUGCUUCAGUUUGAGGGGAGAGAAACAACUGAAUUAUGGUCUUUUUUUAAGGGAAAAUUAUCCAACCAAAAAAUUAACUUCAUAACUUUAGGAAGUGUCAUUGUAGCACUAAUAUGUUUUCUUUGUUUACAACCUCAACACAGCAACACAAUUCCCCACGACAUGGUAGACAUCUUGAUCAAAUUCAACAUUGUUGUUAUCUGAGAGGAUUACAAUGAGGUCUCUUAAUUUUGCCUUGUGGCUUCUGCUUUUGAAACAACGUCACAUUCCAUAUUUCCAUCUGUUACGUGUUUGAUGUCACACUGUUAAUUGCAAUGUUGGCCCUGUUUCCAGGGGGGGAAAUGAAGUUAUUGUCUUUUCCACUCUUGUAGUGUGAUAUGUAUUA